Molecule: messenger RNA, 816 nt
Organism: Acaulospora morrowiae
Lineage: Eukaryota; Fungi; Glomeromycota; Glomeromycetes; Diversisporales; Acaulosporaceae
Source: the annotation of a GenBank genome assembly
AUGUUACUUCAACCUUGGUUGCAAUCUUCGAAAGUUUUUUUAUUUAACAAAUGUGUCCAAUAUCGUAGUUGCGCACAUGGCACACGAAGGUUCCUAUCCAAUACUCAGUCGCCAAAUUCGCAUAUAGGUCGUAGAAUUAUAAGAUAUCCGUAUAACGUUGAGAUCAAACAUGAUCUGACACCGAUUAGAAAACCACGCGUUAAAGCUGAUUUGAAUUCGACAACAUUGAUGGUAUCAGGGCCAUUAGGCACACAUUCUUUACCAAUUAAACCAUACAUCAAAAUUAAAUUUAUCGACUCAGAUAUGCCGUACGUGUCGCCCGAGGAACGAAAACUCGAGAAACUCACUUCAAACGAUGAUGAUGAUUUAGACUUCAUCGAUGAGAGUGAUUUUGACAAAAAACUAUCGAUAUCUAUUGAAGACGAACAAAUCAAAGAGCAAAAGGCUAUGUGGGGUACUACAAGGUCCUUGAUUGCAAACUACAUUACAGGAGUUUCCGAAGGUUACCGAGUUUUAUUGAAGUUUGUUGGCGUAGGGUACAGAGCCAGCUUAGAGGAAGAUCCUCUUUCAGAAGAAAAUCGGAAACAACUUCAUCUAAGAGUAGGAUAUUCUCAUCCCGUCAUCUUAGACAUUCCUUCUGGUAUUGAAUGCCGCCUACCUAGUUCGACGAAAAUCGUCCUAAGUGGGACAGAUAAGCAAUUAGUGACGAUGUUUGCAUCAGAAAUAAGGAAAUAUAGGCCGCCAGAACCUUAUAAUCAAAAAGGAAUUUUCAUUAACGAUGAAACAAUUAAGAAGAAGAAUAGCAAGAAAAAAUAA